This is a messenger RNA of Linum tenue, 1341 nucleotides long. The record is from the annotation of a GenBank genome assembly. Lineage: Eukaryota; Viridiplantae; Streptophyta; Magnoliopsida; Malpighiales; Linaceae.
AUGGACAUACCUCUCUUCCCACCAAAAGAUCACCACUCCUUCUUCCCUCCCCCCACCCAACCCCUCGACACCUCCACCACCAGCCGCGGCGGCGUCCCUGAUUCCACCGCCGCCGCCGCCUCCACCGACAAAUGGGCGGCGCCCCUCCUCCGCGAGUGCGCCCGCGCCAUCGCCGACAAGGACACGGCCCGCAUCCACCACCUCCUGUGGAUGCUGAACGAGCUCUCCUCCCCGUACGGCGACUCCGACCAGAAGCUGGCCGCCUACUUCCUCCAGGCCCUCUUCUGCCGCGCCACCCGCUCCGGCCCGCGCUGCCACCGCACCCUCUCCUCCGUCGCCGACCGCAGCCACAGCUUCGACUCCGCCCGCAAGCACGUCCUCAAGUUCCAGGAGGUCAGCCCCUGGACCACCUUCGGACACGUGGCGGCCAACGGCGCCAUCCUCGAGGCCCUCGACGGCGAAUCCAGGAUCCACAUCAUCGACCUCGGCAGCUCGCUCUGCACCCAGUGGCCCACCCUGCUGGAGUCCCUCGCCACGCGCCACGACGACACCCCGCACCUCACGCUCACCGUCGUCGUCCCCGCCGCGGCCGCCGCCGUCAUGAAGGAGAUCGGCCAGCGGAUGGAGAAGUUUGCCCGGUUGAUGGCGGGAGCGGCGGUGGCGGUGAACUGCGUGGGGGCGAUGAGGAAGCUGCCGCGGGGAUCGGACAGAACGGCGGCGAUCGAGAAGUUCCGGUCCCUCUCCCCGAGGGUGGUGACGGUGGUGGAGGAGGAGGCGGACUUCGCCGCCGGCGAGGGGAACUUCGUGGGGUGCUUCGAGGAGUGCCUGCGUUACUACACGGUGUACUUCGACAUGCUGGAGGAGAGCUUCGCGGCGACGAGCAACGAGCGGCUGAUGCUGGAGCGUGAGAGCGGGAGGAACAUGGUCAGGGUCCUGGCGUGCGACGACGACGGCGGCGACGGAGACGGCAAUAACGACGCCGUUUCGGAGUGGGAGAGGAGGGAGAGGGGGAGGCAGUGGGCGGGAAGGAUGAAGGAAGGCGGGUUCGCGCCGGUAGGGUUCAGCGAUGACGUCAUCGAUGACGUCAAGGCGCUGCUGAAGAGGUAUCGGACCGGGUGGGAGCUGGUGAAUAAUAAUAACAAUAAUAACAAUGGGAAGCAGGAUCAAGGGCCGGGAUUAGCGGGUGGAGGGGAUAAUAAUCUGUUUCUUAAUCAUGGUUUUGAUCAUAAUGAGGGUAAUAAUGAUCAUGGUAAUGGUGGUGGUGGUGGUGAUCAAACGCCUGGUCUUUUCUUGACCUGGAAGGAUGAGCCCGUGGUUUGGGCUUCAGCUUGGAAACCCUAG